Molecule: messenger RNA, 1833 nt
Organism: Apodemus sylvaticus (European woodmouse)
Lineage: Eukaryota; Metazoa; Chordata; Mammalia; Rodentia; Muridae
Gene: Galntl6
Product: polypeptide N-acetylgalactosaminyltransferase like 6
Exons: 12
Coding region: 1-1806 (601 amino acids)
Cellular component (GO): Golgi apparatus
Source: RefSeq, a predicted model, not a curated record
AUGAAGAGGAAACAGAAGAGGUUUCUGCAAAUGACUUUGUUAUUCACUGUGGCUUUAAUUUUCUUGCCCAACAUUGGACUCUGGUCUUUGUACAAGGAUAAACACCUGGAGAAAUCAGCAGAAUCCGCGGAGCACCAGACAUUUCCACUGGGCCUAGGAGAUGGGCAAUUCUAUUCCUGGACAGAUGGUCUGAGAAGAAAAGACUGGCAUGACUAUGAGAGCAUUCAGAGAGAUGCUUUGCGCUCAGGGAAAGGUGAACAUGGCGAACCAUACCCCCUUACUGAAGAGGACCACGAUGACUCAGCUUACAGGGAAAAUGGCUUCAAUAUUUUUGUCAGCAACAAUAUUGCUCUAGAGAGGUCUCUGCCAGACAUCCGCCACGCUAACUGUAAGCACAAGAUGUACCUUGAAAGGCUGCCAAACACCAGCAUCAUUAUCCCAUUUCACAAUGAAGGCUGGACCUCACUCUUGCGGACCAUACACAGUAUAAUCAACCGAACACCGGAGAGUCUGAUAGAAGAAAUCAUUCUAGUCGACGACUUCAGUGAUAGAGAACACUUGAAGGAUAAAUUAGAAGAUUACAUGGCUCGGUUUUCCAAAGUGAGAAUUGUGCGCACCAAGAAGAGGGAAGGACUCAUCCGGACCCGACUUCUGGGAGCUUCUGUGGCCAGAGGCGAGGUGCUGACCUUCCUGGACUCCCAUUGUGAGGUCAAUGUGAACUGGCUGCCCCCUCUCCUCAACCAAAUUGCACUAAACCACAAAACCAUCGUGUGUCCCAUGAUCGAUGUCAUCGACCACAAUCACUUUGGGUAUGAGGCACAGGCUGGGGACGCCAUGCGAGGAGCCUUCGACUGGGAAAUGUACUACAAAAGAAUUCCCAUCCCUCCAGAGCUCCAGAGGGCUGAUCCCAGCGACCCUUUUGAGUCUCCUGUUAUGGCUGGAGGUCUCUUUGCAGUGGAUCGAAAGUGGUUUUGGGAGCUGGGUGGCUAUGACCCAGGCUUAGAAAUCUGGGGAGGAGAGCAGUACGAAAUCUCUUUUAAGGUUUGGAUGUGUGGAGGAGAAAUGUUUGACGUUCCGUGUUCUAGAGUCGGUCAUAUCUACAGGAAGUAUGUCCCUUAUAAAGUUCCAUCUGGGACCAGCCUGGCAAGAAACCUGAAGCGCGUGGCUGAGACCUGGAUGGACGAAUUUGCUGAGUACAUUUACCAGCGGCGGCCGGAGUACAGGCAUCUCUCCACCGGAGACAUCUCUGCCCAGAAGGAGUUGCGGAAGCGACUCAAGUGCAAAGACUUCAAAUGGUUCAUGGCUGCGGUGGCCUGGGACGUGCCUAAAUACUACCCUCCGGUCGAGCCCCUGCCUGCAGCGUGGGGUGAGAUCCGAAAUGUGGCAGCCAACUUAUGUGUGGAUAGCAAGCAUGGAGCGACAGGGACCGAGCUGAGGCUGGACAUCUGUGUCAAGGACGGUUCCGAAAGGACAUGGUCUCACGAACAGCUCUUUACUUUCGGGUGGAGAGAAGAUAUUCGACCCGGUGAGCCUCUGCACACCCGAAAAUUCUGCCUGGAUGCCAUCUCACACAGCAGCCCGGUCACUCUCUACGACUGUCACGGCAUGAAAGGGAACCAGCUCUGGGGAUACCGGGAGGACAGAACAUUAUUUCAUCCUGUGAGUAACAGCUGUAUGGACUGCAACCCCGCAGAGAAGAAGAUUUUCAUGGCCAGAUGUGACCCUCUCUCUGAGACUCAGCAAUGGAUUUUUGAACAUAUCAACAUGACUGUCUUAGAAAAAAAUAGCCACUAUACCAUCUCCUAGAAAGGAAAGAAGAGAGAUUACCUACAG